AUGACUUCACAUGAAAACAUUGGUAGCUCCAAUCCAUCUAGCAGCAAUCAAUUUCCUUUGAUAGUAGAUGAAGAUAAUGCAACCCCAUCAUCACCUCUGUUGAAUAUGCCAAAGGAUGUCCAGCCAGUCCAGCCUAGCAAUGAAAUAAUUCAAGAAGAGUGGAAGUACAAAUCAAUUGUUUGGAAUCAUUUUAAGAGAGAGAGAGUUGAUGAGAAAGACAAGGCUGAGUGCAAUUAUUAUAAGAAAUUGCUAGUAAGGGGAUCCAAUUAUGGCACUAAACAUUUGCAUGACCACGUGAAAAUAAGUCCGAGGAAAAAGUUUCAAGACAUUAGGGAUAUGAAUCAAAAAUUUUUGGCAAGGGACCAAAAUAAAGUGGAUUCAAUGGCUAGUGUGAAUGCUUAUAAUUUUGAUCAAAAUGUAUCAAGAAAUGAACUUCCUCGUAUGAUCAUCUUGCAUGAGUAUCCCCUCUCUAUAGUUGACCACAUUGGUUUUAAAAAAUAUUCAACUUCUCUUCAACCAUUGUUCUUGAUGGUUUCUAGGAACACAAUCAAGAAGGACAUUUUGAGCAUCUAUGAGAAAGAAAUGGAGAAAUCAAAGCAUGAAAUUGAAAAGAAUCAGGGUAUAAUUUCUAUUACCACUGAUAUGUGGACUUCACAAAACAAAAAGCGAGGGUUUAUCGUUGUAACAACACACUUCAUUGAUGGUUUGUGGAGAUUACAAAGCCGAGUUAUGAGGUUUAUUUAUGUGCCAUCUCCACAUACGAAAGAAGUGCUUUCUAGUGUCCUUCUAGAUACUUUGUUGGAGUGGAAUAUUGAUAGGAAGUUAUCUACUGUGACUAUGGACAAUUGUAGUACCAAUGAUGAUGGUUUGGAUGUAAUUGGAUCAUGCAUUGAAAAGGUUCGAGAAAGUGUGGGAUUUUGGACUGCAUCAACAAAGAAAAGGCAGAAGUUCGAAGAGACAGCUCGACAAGCACAUGUUGAAUGUACCAAAGAACUAGCCCUUGAUUAUAAGACUCGUUGGAACUCUACCUAUCUCAUGCUUUCUAUUGCUAUAAAGUAUCAAAAUGUCUUUUAUCGAUUGAACAUAUGUGAGUCAUCUUAUAAGUGCAUUCCAACGGAGGAAGAAUGGGAGAUGGCAAGUAAUAUAUGUGAGAGAUUGGCAGUGUUUCACAAGGUUACAAAGCUAUUUUCAGACCCAAGAUAUAAGAUUGAAUUGUUAGAAUAUUAUUUUGCAAUAAUUUAUGGUGAUGAAGCUGAUAAUGAAAUUCAAAGGGUUAGAGAUAUUUGUUAUGAAAUGAUUCGUGACUACAGUUCUGGGAGAAUGGGUAGGAAGAAAAAAAGGGGUGGGAAUAUUAAAUUGGAGUUGGACCAUUACCUUGAGGAUGAUUUAAUGCCAAGAACUGUGGAUUUUAAUAUUUUGGCAUGGUGGAAAUCUAAUGGGCCAAAGUAUCCUACUUUGCAACGUAUUGCAAGGGAUAUCUUUGCCAUUCCAGUGUCAACUGUUGCCUCAGAGUCAUCAUUUAGCACAAGUGGUCGAUUGUUAAGUCCAUAUCGUAGUAAACUUCAUCAAAAGACUGUGGAGGCAUUAAUGUGUGAUCAAAAUUGGUUAUGGGCUGAAAUUAAUGGUUCUUCAUCUACCAUAGAUGGAAUUGAAGAUAAAUUCCAAAAUAUCCUGGAUGAUUAUGAUGAUGAAGAAGAAAGUGGUGUCACAAUGAUGGAAGAAAGUGGAGAUUCUUUUUGA
This is a messenger RNA of Quercus lobata, 1740 nucleotides long. RefSeq names its product zinc finger BED domain-containing protein RICESLEEPER 3-like. Gene Ontology annotation, molecular function: protein dimerization activity. NCBI's taxonomy places the organism in Eukaryota, Viridiplantae, Streptophyta, Magnoliopsida, Fagales, Fagaceae. The coding region runs from base 1 to 1740 and encodes 579 amino acids. The transcript is spliced from 6 exons. The record is from RefSeq and is a predicted model, not a curated record.